CCCCUCAGCGUCCAGCAGGCCGCAGGUAACUCACAGGUGAUUUCCUGACGUCAGACAGGAAGUGGACAAAGGGACUCUGGAGUUUCUUCUGGUGUUGUGCAGCAGCAGCUCGAAAGUUACGGACAUUGAUUUAUUGGAAGAUAAACGUGAGGGUCGGCAGAGAGAUGUGCACUUUUGAUAAGGAAAAGGGGCCUGGGAGUCUGAUGAAAAAGGGGUUAACUCUCAUCAUGGUCGGUCACAUAAACUUCAUCCUUAGUGCUAUUGUCCAUGGGAGCAUCCUCCGGCACAUAUCAAAACCAAACCAGCACAUCACCACUGAAUACACUGCGGCCAAUAUCAUCUCUGUUACCUCUGGCUUACUAAGCAUCGCCACUGGGAUUAUUGCUAUUGUGAUGUCGAGGAACCUCCAUGUGAUAAAACUGCAAAUAGGACUUCUAGUGGCCUCCAUUCUGAAUGCCCUGCUCUCAGCAGCAUGUUGCACUGGGCUCCUCUUGGCUAUAAGUAUCACUGUUGCACAGGAUGGGCAGGGUUUGAUGAAGGGAUGCAAUGAGACAGAGGUGCCCAUCAACGCUCGGUCACCUGUCAGUGCCCGAUGCCCAUUUGAUACAACACGAAUAUAUGACACCACCCUGGCUUUGUGGAUCCCCUGUGCUGCGUUAGCAGCAUUUGAGGUUGGGCUGUCUGUCUGGUGCUUCAUGGUAGGAUUGGCUCUCAGAGGGGUGGAGCCCUGCAGGAAGAGCUACAUCAAAGAGCAGUUGGAGGGAGAGGCUGUGUGCGCCCCCCAUAGCCGGCGCCUGAUUGGACGGAGCUCGACCCCUGAUGCUUAACGGAGCAAAAAGGAAGGGCUCUACUCUGUGCAGACAAGCUCAACUAAUUCCAAAAAGGCAUUGCUGCUUAUUGAUACUACAUUUUGCCCAACAGAUAGCUAGGUGAGUCUCACUGUGGAAAUGUUAAAUCACUUCUAGGGAAAGGUUUUUAGCUUUGUGGUUUCACAAUGCAGCAUACCCUGAGUCACAGAUGGGACACCAAAUGGCUCUCUUUGCUUUCCUUUAUUAACCAAACACUUUUUGAAUGUCUGAAGCGGAGAGAUGACAACAGUUUGUUGGAUUUCCGUGCAUCUUUACUUUUUCAAUGCUUCAGAGGUAAACAUCAAAGAGCUCACAAACAUACAUUUCAGUAGGUGCUUUCAAAUGUGGUGAUCCUUAAGUGCAGACAUUUGGAUUCAGUGUGCAUGUGUGCUCAUGUUGGAGCUCCAAUGAGGUAUAAAUGAAGUCUCAUCUGUUUAUGAAGUAUAUUUUGAUAUAUUGUAAAAGUAUGAUUCAAAGUAUAUUUUAGCAAGCAUGAACUCUCUUUUUUAGAAAAAUAUUUUACUGUUUGUUUUUAUUCUAAACCACUCCUCUGCAUCUCAGAUGCAUUUAACAAACUAUUUUUAGUUUAAACUUUAAGAUAGACAAAUUCUGUGUAUACUUGCCAGAGAAUGCCAAAUCAUGGUUUUUUGUUUAAUUUUGUUAAAUAUGUAGUAUUUGGCUUUAAGUUAAUUUGAAGGACUUUUUGAAGACAAUUUGCAUUGCAAUUGAGGAUUGUAAGAUUACUGAGUUUAGUAAUGCAAUUUUUUCCUCUACUUGAUUUGCAGUCAAAUUAUUGACUGUUUGAACACAGCCCUAAGGUUACAACAGUUUAUUUACUUUUGUUCUGUGGAUUUUUUCCUCUGACUACAUCUUUCUUUAUCAUGCUUGUUUUUUCAUGAAAAUAAGAUUUACAGUUUUGUUGUUGCUUUCCCUCCAUAGUAAUACUCAUGUAACUCUAAAAUUAUGGGAGUAGAAACAGGAAUAACACAUUUAAAUCUCUGUGCCAACCAAGAGUCACAGUAGGUCUCACAGAUGCAGGGGAUUUCAAAAGAAUGUUGUAGGAAUGAUGCUUUAACCCGCAGAAUUUGACAUAAUCUGGACUGCAGCAUAGCUGUGUGUGGACUGGGAGCAUUAGUGUAUGUACUGUAUACUGUGGUUGAAUGUCAAGUGGGGUCACUUUAAGAGGUUAAACCAGUAUGUGGGCCAGCUGCCUCAGCUGGCACAGAACCCCCCACGACUCAACGACAGAGAAGACCAGAUCAGCCAUGAAACGGUUAAUCUAGAGCUGUGCUCAAUUGUGUGGAACGGAAUCAUAGCACGCAGUCCUAAUCCCGAGGCUGUAAGGGAUAAAUAUUGACGCAGUGUUGACUGAUACAAUCACAACAUGUCUGUGUGGCCCUUUCAGUCAGUACCCUUGUGGACAUUGUUUCCUGUUCAGAAAAAGAUAUCUCACAGAUAAGUUCUAAGUAUGAUGAAGUCCAUCUGUAAUUCCAUCACAGGGGUUUUUUUUGUCAAUACCUGGCUAUCUAAAUGUACUGGUUUGGGAUAAGUACUUCAUUAUUCGUAGCUUGUUAAUGCCUUGAAAAGAAAUCCUUUAAAAACAUACAAUUAACGCAUGCCUUCAACUAUUUUAAACCCCCUUUCUCUGCUCUAUGAUUGAAAUGAAAGGUAAUAGAGAAAGAUAAAAUGUGGCAAUUAGAAACAGUAUACACAUUUCUAAAUACAUUUUCAAAACAUGUCCACAGAGUCAUUUUGAAAUGAGAUGAUCUGAAUAUAUAAUAGUCUAAAAAGCAUUUUUUAAUGCAUGCAUUUUAUAUGGUUGCAUUCUUGUUUCCAAACAAGGGUAAAAUAAAGCUUCUGCUUGAGCAGCACAACCCCACAUGACUUAGACAUUGAUGAUCCAGCCUAUCAGGAAAAUACCUAACUGAUCUUAAUGUUGUGUAUUUUGUGACUUAGACUGCCUGUUUUUUAAAUUUAAUAAUGUGGGCAUACUGUACACUUUAUUUUUAGCUUGUGGUUUUGUACCAGUAUCUACAUUUGAUGUAUGAUUUUUAUUAAAGUUUUAAACAAUGAUACA
Messenger RNA from Notolabrus celidotus (New Zealand spotty), 2925 nucleotides. RefSeq names its product keratinocyte-associated protein 3. Lineage: Eukaryota; Metazoa; Chordata; Actinopteri; Labriformes; Labridae. The record is from RefSeq and is a predicted model, not a curated record. Bases 165 to 827 code for a protein of 220 amino acids. The transcript is spliced from 6 exons.